AUGGCUACCCCGCCUGUACUAUCUUUCGAUACUGAGGGCCGCCCAGUGAAGUUUGAUACUUGGCUUGAUGACCUGCACCUCUUCCUGCAGCUCACUGCCAAGGAGGAUAUCUCCCUGUAUGACCACGCCCUCGGCCAUGCUCCUGCCCCUGCUACUGAUGCUGACAGCACUACCCGCUCACAGUGGCAGACUCGUGACGCUCACGCUCGCUUUGCCAUCCGCAACUCCCUGCCGUUAGAUGAGCGCGAGCACUUUGGCCAGUGCAAGACAGCUAGGGACCUCUACACCGCUGUAGUUGCCCGUUACUCCUCACCCGCUUCUGCUACGCUAGGCCGCCUCACUCUUCCCUACCUGUUCCCCGACCUAGCCUCCUUUCACACUGUCGCAGACCUCAUCACCCACCUUAAGACUAGUGAGGCCCGCUUUCGCGCUGCUAUGCCUGCCGAGUUUCUCACUAGCAACCCCCCCCCGCUCUGGAUCACUCUCUACCACAUCGUCACCCGCCUCCCUGACUCUCUGCGUGCAGCACCUCUCGUGGCGACCCCCGCACCCCGUUCUUCGAGGGGUGUUCCCCUUCCCCCCUCCUCCCCUCUGUCGCCUCUGCUGCUGCUGUCGACCUCCUUGGUGCUGAGAAGGUCGGGACCGCGUCUGCUUCGAGCGGGCGCCGCAGGGGCAAAGGGAACAGGGGCGGGGGUGGCGGCGGAGGAGGUGGGGGUGGAGGCGGUGGGAGUGGAGGCGCGGCUGAGGAGGCUAGUGGCGGUAGUGGGGGAGGCGACAGCAGCGGCGGGAGUGGUGGCAGGGGCGGAGGCGGCAGCGGAGGCGGAGGUGGUCGUGGUGGCGGCAGGGGUGGAGGUGGCCGGGGCGGAGGCGGAGGGGGUGGUGGUCGUGGGGGCACUGGCGGAGGGCAGAGUCAGCAGCCCGCCCCGACGCUUCAGGCCGCCCGUGAGUGGUAUGCGCAGCGUGGCUUUACCUGCACACUUUGAUGCUAUUCUCACUGCCAUGUAUGCGAUGUCUAUUAGUGGAGAGGGUGCUCAGUACUUGCGUGUUCCGCCCGACCCGGGCAUUCAGGCCAGUCCGGCUGCCGCUCUAGGUGCUAGUGCGUCCGCUCCCGCAGGUCCUGGUGAGGCUUCUGCCCUAGGUGCUAGUGCGUCUGUGCCCCCUGGUACUGAGUCGACUGCAGCACUGCACACCUUCACCCUGGACUCAGGUGCUUCUCGCUCUUUCUUUCGUGACCGCACUGUCCUUGAGCCCCUCGCUCGGCCAGUUGCUGUCUCCCUUGCUGACCCCUCUGGGGGUCCGGUCAUUGCAACCUCCUCCACUGUCCUUCCUUGUCCGGCGGUCCCGUCCGGCACGCUGUCCGGUCUCUACCUCCCCUCGUUCUCGACGAACUUGGUGGCAGGUAGUGCGCUCCAGGACGGGGGUGUUCACCAGUAG
Closterium sp. Yama58-4 is the source of this 1434-nucleotide messenger RNA. Lineage: Eukaryota; Viridiplantae; Streptophyta; Zygnematophyceae; Desmidiales; Closteriaceae. The record is from the annotation of a GenBank genome assembly.